AUCAUUAUAGGAAUUUAUAACAAAUAAGAAAAUCGCACAAAAAGUGAAAUUUACCAACAACAAAAAAAAUCCUUAAUAAUCUUUGUGGUGAAUCUGUGAGAUUUUAGGAACAAAGAAUAAGAAGUAAUAAAAAAAAGUUGCUAUAUUUUGUGAUAAAGACCCAAAGAAAAGCACAGAAAAGAGUGAUUAUUAAAUGCUACGACGACUAACAAGGGGGAAGAGAGAUACAAGUUAACGCACAGUGAGGAAGAAAUUAACAAUCAAACACCGAGGGUUAGUUGCUCACGAGAAGAACAAGAACAAGUGGAGAAAAAAACGAGACAAGGCAAAAACAUCGGAAGGAUGGAAUCCCACACAAAUAAUUCCUUGCUCCUUGCGCAGUAUCAGGAGCAUCUACAGCGGCAGGAAUACCUGCGGAGGCAGCAAUUAAAAUAUCAAGAGCAUCAGUAUCAUCAUCGAUUCUACGAUCCGGAAGAGCAUCUCACAUACGAAGUUAGACAAUAUUCAAAUGUUAAUAAUAACAUUGGCUGGAAGUACUACGACAACUUUUAUCCACACCUCGAUGCACCAGUCAUAAUGCAACGCCAAGAAGUUAUAAUAGAGCAGAGCCAAUUAGUGCGAGAUGGUGAAAUUCAGGCACCAACUGCCACGCGAAUUAAUGGCAAUUUCAUGUACAGAUCUCAUCACUACACCCAGAUUGUGGCUGCCUUGGCGAUCUCACUGGGUCCAUUGGCAGCUGGCUUGGGCAAAGGUUACGCCAGUCCUGCCAUCGAUAGUCUACAGGAAUUACAAAUCAAACCCCGAGGGAAUUAUACAGCAUUCUCAGUGAGCGAUCAACAAGCCAGUUGGGUGGCCAGCCUAACACUCCUAGGUGCCCUGUUUGGUGGAUUAUUUGGCGGUCUGGCGAUGCAGUACGGCCGCAAGAGGAUUCUAGCAUUUAUGUCUCUACCCUUUUCGCUAUCGUGGAUAAUCACAGUGUUUGCCAAGUCAGUGGAAACGAUGUUUAUGACAGCCUUCUUUGGGGGCUUCUGCUGCUCAAUCAUCUCUAUGGUGACUCAAGUAUACAUAAGUGAGAUCUCUUCACCCGAUAUCCGUGGAUUCUUGAGUGCCAUUCAGAAAAUUGCCGGUCACUUGGGGUUCCUGAUAUCCUUCUCCCUUGGCGCAUAUCUCGACUGGCGACAACUGGCUAUGCUCGUGUCAGUGGCUCCAAUUAUGCUUUUUCUAACUGUGAUUUAUGUACCAGAAACUCCGAGCUAUUUAGUACUGAAGGGACGUGACGAGGAUGCCUAUCGAUCUCUUCUGUGGCUUCGAGGUCCAAAUAGAAAUGUAGAAUUGGAAUUGGAAACUAUCAGGUCAAAUAUACGAGCAGUGAAGACGAACAUUGCAAUCCUGCCCAAGAUCUCCACCGCAAAUCUAUUGUCGAGUGCAUCAAUGAGAAUCAUCUUGGCCAAUAUAAAAUCAGCUCUCAAGAAUGCACGCCUCAUAAAACCUGUCUCAAUAACCUGCGGCCUUAUGAUUUUUCAACGAUUUACAGGUGCCAAUUCAUUCGGUUUCUAUGCAGUGAGAAUCUUCAGGAAGACAUUUGCGGGAAUGAAUCCACAUGGUGGUGCCGUUUCCGUGGGGUUUGUCCAAUUGCUGGCAUCAAUGUUGUCCGGCUUAUUAAUUGACAGGGUGGGCAGAAUUCCGCUAUUAAUUACAAGCAGUGUCUUCAUGUCACUCGCACUCGCCAGCUUUGGAUCCUACGUAUACUACGAGGAGACGAAUAAAUUAAUUGCUACGAAUAAUUUUGAAGUCGACACUGCAUAUAACAACGAUUGGAUCCCUCUUCUGUGUGUUCUAGUUUUCACAAUCGCAUUUCAACUUGGAAUUUCACCAAUAUCUUCCCUCCUUGUUGGUGAACUAUUUCCAUUGGAAUUUCGUGGUAUUGGAAGCUCAAUUGCCACGAGUUUCGGCUACUUUUGUGCUUUCCUCGGUGUGAAGACCUUUGUAGAUUUCCAGGAAAUUUUCGGUCUACAUGGUGCAUUUUGGCUGUACGCGUGCAUUUCCUGCAUCGGCCUUUGUUUCAUUGUCACAUUCGUUCCAGAGACUAAGGGGAAGGACCUCGAUGAGAUGAACCCAAAGUUGGUUCAUACGUUAACUAUAAAUCGAUGAGAUUUGGGUACCCACGUAGAAUAUUUAGUAUAGCGCGUAGUAAUGCAAAUUUAGGCUUUAUCGUGAGAAAAAUAUUCUGACAAGCUUUGCAAAAGGAUUUCUAAAAAUUAGACUCUCAGAAAUAUUUAGCUUUCAAACUCUAGAACUUAAGCGAAAAGAAAAAAGUCUUCUUUCCAUUUUUUGCUCAAUCUACAAACGUAACAUCGAGUGUUAACUGCUGCAGUAUGCUAUUUGGUAUUUUUUAUGUUUGUUAAGCUUCCGAUUUCUUAGCUCUACUAAAGGCUCAGCUAAAGGAGUCUAUUCACUUUUAUUUGAUUUAUGAAUUUAUAUUUAAAAUUUUUAGCCAACAAAAUCAUGAAACAUAAUAAGGAAAACUUUGCGUUUUCUUUAAGACUAAUAAGUGUUGCAAAGAACUAGGGCCUAAUUGAACUUAGAAGACCUACAAUGUGGGCGUGGUUUGUGUGUUUUUGAACCGAUCUUUUAAGCAUUUUUUUCUCAGAUGGCUUUUCUUAAAUAGUUUUAUUAGACUCUCUAUAAAAUUUUCUUUAGUCUGGUUUAGACGUAUGAGUUCAUGAAAUGAAUAAAAGUGAAUAAACUCCUUUAGAAUAUUCAAAAUAAAAUUUAUAACCUCUUCCAAAAAAAUUGUAGAUCAAAAUGCUAAUUUUUCUUGCAACGAUUCUUAAGAAGAAAAGUGUUCUUUCCUCUCUUUUAUUUUUCAAUUUAGAGAAGAAAAAAAAUCGUCGUAGAAAUUGUAGAUUUAGGAAGCUUUUGAGGAAAAAACAAAAAUCGUGAAAUUAGGCAUCUAAAAUGAGAUUUAAUAAAAAAUAGACUUUUUUAGAGAGAGAGAAACACGCUUAUGUCGAGUUCAAUUAUUUUAUAAUGAAAAUAAAGUAAAUUAAAAGAUUAAAUAAAAGUGGAAAAAUUAUGAUCAUGAAAGGAGAAAAAAAAUGCAGAAGCGACCCAUGAGAAUUUGUACAAGUUUUAGAUUACAGAUUUUGCCAAGUGAUUUAUCGUCAAAAUACCAUGCAUAUAAAAACUAAUAAUAAAAGUGUUGUAAAUGCAAAAAAAAAGUAUUGAAAUAAAUGAAAAAAAAAAUAUUGAAACUAAUAGCUUUAGAUGUUGAGGAAACUUAAGAGAGAGAAAUGGAAAUGUACUUAUAACAGAACCAUAAAAUAUGUGGGAGUAUUUGACAAGAAAAGUGUAAGAAAUGAGCACAUUAAUUUUAAAAAUGAACAAUAAAAAUAUUAAAGAAAAAAACUUACAUUAUGAAAAUAUAAAGGGACAAUAUUCACUUAAAAAAUGAAAAUGAAAAAUUCUAUUUGCUGUUGAAAUUUAUGACAAUAAUACUUUAAUAAAAAAAAACGAAUAAACGAUUUAUUAUACGUAGAAUGGAGAUCGAAAGGAAAUGAAGAUGAAUAAAAAUAUAUUUAUAAAAUGCAAAUUGAUAAAAAAUGUGACUAUUUUUACAAAAUAAAAUAAAAUAUUAUUUUGUAAAAAGAAGGAGCUCCCUUCUUCUUAUAUCCGUGAUCCUGGAAAAACAAUUAAAAGAAUUUUAUUUUUAAAUAUUAGACAAAUAAACAGAAUAUAUUUUCAAACUUUUACCCUUCUAACUACAUAAUCAAAGUGCCAAAUAUUUUUUUUGGUUUUUCUUUAAGAAAACUUCUGCAAAAUUAUACAACCUAAAUUUUAUUUCGAAAGAGUAGAAGACAGAAGAAAAAAACUGAAGAAAUAUCCUCAUUGCAAUGCAAUGUUUUGACCACAGAAAAUCAUAAAAUUAAGGACAAAAAAGGUAAAAGAAAAACUCAUUUAGAGAGAAAAUAGAAUGAUGCCCUAAAGAAAAUUCUUUACCACAAAAAAAUUCUUAAAUUACAAAUUAAGAAAUAAAACAAAAAAAAGUCGCAUAAUCGAACAGUCUAAUGGAAAUUGGACAAUUUAUGACUUAUAUCAUGUUACUACAAAACUAUAGAGUGUUCUUUUUAAAAAACAAAAUAUAUAAAUAUUAAUGAAAUAAUUUUAGUAAUUAUAAAAAAAGGAGAAAUAAACUGCAGAGUAAACAAAAAAUAGAAAUGUGUUAAGCCGCGCAGGCGCAGCAUGAUAUACUCGUAUAACAAACGAUCUGUUACUUAAAAAAAUAAUAUAUUAUAAAAAAAAUGAAAAGAUAAAAGAGGAAUAUUUGAAGGAAGAAAAAUUGUAAAAGGAAAAAAAGUCCUUAAUUGACUCAACUAAUGAAUAUAUGAGACAAUAAUUUUAAAAGAAAAUUUUAUUAAAUAGUAGAUUAAAAAAAAAGUUUUGCAGCUCUUUUCACCAAAAUUGAGGAAUUCAAAAAAAAACGUCUUGAUAAAGAAAUUAAAAAAAUGUACUUAAUGCAGAAAAUACUUAUCAAUUGAUAAAUUAAAACACAUCAUAUUACGAAUUUUAAUCUAUAUUUACUUUAAAUGUUUUUUAUAUUAGAGAAGAAUUAGUUAUAUUUUGUGUCUUAAUCUUAUUUUUUAGAUCGAGUUUUCGUAAGAAAAAAAAAUAUUCUUAAAAUCCUAAAUAUCAAAAGUCCUAUUUAUUGGUCAAAAAUCAAAUUAUUUCUAUUUGAAUUAAAGAAAAGAAGUAAAAAUCAAUUAAAAUGUAAUUUAUUGAUGAAAUGCGAAACUCUUCCAAUAUCCUGUGCCUUUUAUACGUUGUGUAUGUUGAGGGUUAAAAACUAAACAAGAUGUGUGAGUUAUCAAAAUUUGCAGGACAUGAAAAGGGCAUCGCAUUAAUUUUUUUUA
This is a messenger RNA of Lutzomyia longipalpis, 4910 nucleotides long. Its product is annotated as facilitated trehalose transporter Tret1-like. The coding region runs from base 343 to 2151 and encodes 602 amino acids. Gene Ontology annotation, cellular component: membrane. The transcript has 10 exons. NCBI's taxonomy places the organism in Eukaryota, Metazoa, Arthropoda, Insecta, Diptera, Psychodidae. The record is from RefSeq and is a predicted model, not a curated record. Gene Ontology annotation, molecular function: transmembrane transporter activity. Gene Ontology annotation, biological process: transmembrane transport.